AUGUCUGAUUCAGCCACUGACAAGUCAGCUCUCGACAAGUAUGAACAACACUAUUUUUCAUCUUACGACCAUUUUGGCAUCCACGAAGAGAUGUUGAAAGACACAUCACGUACAUUGAGUUAUAGAAAUGCCAUGUACAGGAACAAGGAUGCAUUCAAGGGUAAAAUUGUUCUUGACGUUGGCUGUGGUACUGGUAUUCUUUCCAUGUUUGCCGUUAAAGCUGGUGCCAAGCACGUGUACUCUGUUGACAUGUCAUCUAUAAUCGGCAGGGCUAGAGAAAUUGUCGAUUUGAAUGGAUUCAGUGAUAAAAUUACUUUGUUGCAGGGUAAAUUGGAGGAUAUCAAGUUGCCGGUUGAUUCAGUUGAUAUUAUAAUAUCAGAAUGGAUGGGGUACUUUUUACUUUAUGAAUCCAUGUUGGAUACUGUAUUAUACGCUAGAGAUAAGUAUCUUGUAAAGGGUGGUUUAAUUUUGCCAGACAAGUGUCAGAUGUAUAUUGCGGGUAUCGAGGAUGGCCAAUACAAGGAAGAAAAGAUUCAUUACUGGGAAGACGUCUAUGGCUUUGAUUACUCGCCGUUUAUCAAAACAGCAAUGGAAGAACCAUUGGUUGACACUGUGAAUAAACAAGCGUUGGUGACAAACAGCUUCAAAUUUUUUGAAUUUGAUAUAAAUACUGUCAAAAAGGAGGAACUCUCUUUCAAGAGGAAAUUUGAGUUGUUCACCACCGAGAAUGACAUGUGCCAUGCAUACAUCGUCUACUGGGACGCCAUAUUUCCGGGAAAAGAAAGAGUCACUUUACCAACCGGACCUAUGAACCAGUACACUCAUUGGAAGCAAACAGUAUUUUACAUGGACCAGGUCUUGGACUUGAAGAAAGGUGAUAUCAUUUAUGGUGAAAUUUUUGCACGACCAAGUGCCGUCAACCCUAGAGAGUACGACAUUGAUCUCAAAUGGGAUUUGCAAACCGAAAGUAAUGAUGAAAGUAGAAACCAAAAAGGUGAAUACAAGUACUUCCUCCGUUAG
Messenger RNA from Lodderomyces margitis, 1020 nucleotides. RefSeq names its product protein-arginine omega-N methyltransferase (gene HMT1). Bases 1 to 1020 code for a protein of 339 amino acids. Gene Ontology annotation, biological process: peptidyl-arginine methylation. Gene Ontology annotation, cellular component: nucleus. Gene Ontology annotation, molecular function: protein-arginine N-methyltransferase activity. NCBI's taxonomy places the organism in Eukaryota, Fungi, Ascomycota, Pichiomycetes, Serinales, Debaryomycetaceae. The transcript has a single exon. The record is from RefSeq and is a predicted model, not a curated record.